UAACUCAAGCUGUUCACCUGUUUAAUUCGAGGGGGCUAAGAAGGUUAAGUUCGUUCAAUCAAGCCGGUGACCGCGUUUUUGACGACUCAUAUUUUUAAAAUGAAAUUAUACGUUUGCCUUCUGCAUGAGAGCACGAACAGUAUACCAAAACUGAUACAACACGCUAAUGCUAACAACUACAAUGUGGUGGCCACAUCGAUCAAUGCUAAUAUGGUCCCGCUGGACCCAUAUGAGACGGACCCCACAUACCCGGGCACAUUGCUGAACGCUGUCGACUGGAACUCGAAGAUGAUUUUCUUGCUGUCCGAUGUGGAUGUCGAUUCCCCGAACCCCAAGUUACGCGAGCAUGCCAAACAGAUUCUCCUUCGAGAUGUAGCAUGGGCGGAGCAUUUGCAGAAUGUUGGUAGCAUGAUGAAGCGACUGCGGGGACCAAAUAUCGACAACUUGGCCGAGAUCGUAAGGGCCAAAACGAAAGGCAACUGGUUUAUACAAGUACCAAUCAGCAACCCAGAGAUAGGUAGCUUCGAGCACCGCAAAGACGUCACCGAUGCAGAAAUAGCCGAGGCGGAGGCGAAAGAUCCAUGGACUUGGUGGAAUAGCCUGCGCUUUGCCGUCAAGCACAACAGCAAAGUGAAAGUUGUAAUUGAGCUGAAUGACUUGAAUCGUCCCAGUAAGGAGACGGUUCGCCGGUGGCUAGGCGAGCCCAUCGAAGCCAUUAUCAUUCCAUCCUCUCUGUUCAUCCGAAACAAAGCCAACUACUAUGUUCUGCAGAAGCAGUGGCAGAUAGUCAUAGGCCACUUUCUCUCGGCACGGGCCAAUAUAAUAAUCUCCGCCAAUCCGAAUGACCUGUCUAUUUCCCAGUACGCCGAUUAUUUGCGGAAACUCGCCAGUGACCACAACGACAGCCACAUUCUUAAUAGUUAUGAAAACGUUCUGGAGAUUCCACUGCAACCUCUCUUCGAUAAUCUGGAUAGCUAUACAUACGAGGUGUUCGAGUCGGAUCCAGUGAAGUAUAAAAUCUACCAGAACGCGGUAAAAGCGGCUCUGAUUGAUCGAGUGAGCGACAUAGACGCGCCGAACAAGCUGACCGUAGUGAUGUUGCUGGGUGGGGGACGUGGUCCUUUAGCGAGGGCCAUCUUUAAUGCCGCGGAAUUGACAAAGCGUCAGGUGCGACUCUACAUCAUCGAAAAGAAUUCCAAUGCCAUUCGCACCCUCUCCCAUAUGGUAGAUACUCUUUGGGAAGACAAAGAUGUGCACAUAUUCUCCAAGGACAUGCGCGACUUUUCACCUCCAGAGCAGGCUGAUAUUCUCGUCUCCGAGCUGCUUGGCUCGUUUGGGGAUAACGAACUGUCGCCAGAGUGCCUUGACGGCGCAUUGAAGCUGCUCAAAACGGAUGGCAUAAGCAUACCCUACAAGUCAACGUCGUACAUCAAUCCAAUCAUGUCAGCAGUGCUGCAUCAGAAUGUCAGCCAGAUGGACACCAUCGUUCCAGCCUUCGACUAUGGUUAUGUAUCACUCCUCAAAAACGUUUAUCACAUUGACAAUCCCCAAGCUCUGUUUGAAUUCUCACAUCCGAAUCGUGAGGCGACUAUUGACAAUACACGCUGCAAGGAGAUCUCUUUUACUGUCCAAAAAGACUGCGUGCUACAUGGCAUUGGUGGCUAUUUUGAUACAAUGCUUUAUAAGGAUAUCCACCUGAGCAUCAACCCACUGACCCACACGCCCGGCAUGUUCUCGUGGUUUCCCAUGUUCUUUCCGACACAUCCGAGGACCCUCAAGGAGGGACAGACAAUCUCAGUCAAGUUCUGGCGCUGCGUCGAUGCGGACAAGGUGUGGUACGAGUGGCAGGUGAGCACACGAGAGGUCUGGGAGCAUCACAACGCGGGUGGAAGUGGCUACCACAUACGACUUUAGUUACAUUCAAUCUUUCGAGAAUUGACCAC
Messenger RNA from Drosophila persimilis, 1943 nucleotides. It is a transcript of the gene csul, whose product is annotated as protein arginine N-methyltransferase 5. The record is from RefSeq and is a predicted model, not a curated record. Lineage: Eukaryota; Metazoa; Arthropoda; Insecta; Diptera; Drosophilidae. Gene Ontology annotation, biological process: regulation of DNA-templated transcription; peptidyl-arginine N-methylation. The transcript is spliced from 6 exons. Gene Ontology annotation, cellular component: cytosol; nucleus. Bases 100 to 1914 code for a protein of 604 amino acids.